Molecule: messenger RNA, 681 nt
Organism: Phacochoerus africanus (Common warthog)
Lineage: Eukaryota; Metazoa; Chordata; Mammalia; Artiodactyla; Suidae
Gene: UCP1
Product: uncoupling protein 1
Biological process (GO): mitochondrial transmembrane transport; adaptive thermogenesis; mitochondrial transport
Cellular component (GO): mitochondrial membrane
Molecular function (GO): oxidative phosphorylation uncoupler activity
Source: RefSeq, a predicted model, not a curated record
CCCGCCGUCCCGCAGUCGGAGAGGCAGGUUUGCUCCCAGGCCCAGCAGGAGUGAGAAGCCAGGGAGAAGUUACACUUUCUGGGCUGGAGACCCCGCUCCCCUUGCAGCCCGUGCCUUGCUCCGCGCUGUCAGGAUGGCAGCUCCUGAAGUGCCCCCGACCAUAGCGGUCAAGAUCUUCUCAGCUGGAGCGGCGGCCUGCGUGGCAGAUGUGCUCACCUUUACUUUGGACACCGCCAAAGUCCGGCUACAGAUCCAAGGCAAAUGCCGGUCCUCCGGUACCAUUCGGUACAAAGACGUCCUGGGAACAAUCACUACUCUGGCAAAGACAGAAGGGCCAAUGAAGCUCUACAGAGGGCUGCCUGCUGGCCUCCAGAGACAAAUAAACUUCACCUCUCUUAGGAUCAGCCUCUAUGAUACCAUCCAGGGAGAGAAAAAAGCGAAGCAAAACAAAAUUUCCUCUCCCCUCAAAAAAGAGGAAAAGACCAUUAAGCAAGAGGAGACAAAAUUUGGUUUGGCGGGACUAUUUGUACCUUCCUUCUGGUGACUGGGAUCCUGGAACGUCAUCCCGUUUGUGUGCUUUGAACAGCUGAAACGAGAGUUGAUGGAGUCACGGCAGACUGUGGACUGUGCCGCAUAAUUGGCUCCAGGAAAGAAUUGAACAGACCAGUGGGAAUCUGUGCU